AUGAUGGCGGUCCCUCUCCCGCUGCUGGUCCUCCCCGUGGCAGCCUGCGCAUUCUUCGUGGGGGUCGGGCUGUGGGUGAUCUGCAGCCACUUCCUCACUAUCGACAUCCCUGCGACCAUCAGCCACCCGGCGAGACUGCGGGUCUUCCAUUGCCUCUUCCAGAUGCUGAUGACAUGGGGGACGAUUUUAGAGAAACUGAGAAUCUGUUCUAUGCCCCAAUUUGUCCGUUUCAUGCAUGACCUGCUGCCGCUAAGGAAGGAUCCGGAUGUCGUGGUCACGGACCUCCGCUACGGGACGAUCGCUGUGAGGCUGUACCAGCCCAAGGCGUCCUCCUGCACCCUCAGGCCUGGCAUCGUGUUCUACCAUGGCGGCGGCGGCAUCAUAGGGAGCUUGAACACCCACCAUGGCAUAUGCUGUCGUUUGUGCAAGAGGAGUGACUCAGUGGUUCUAUCCGUCGGAUACCGCAGGGUGCCCCAUCAUAAGUAUCCAGUGCUGGUAAGAGACUGCAUUGCGGCCACCAUCCACUUCCUGAGGUCCUUGAAGAUGUACAGUGUGGAUCCAGCCCGGGUCGUGGUCUGUGGUGACAGUGCAGGAGGGGCAGCAGCAGCAAUAGUUUGUCAGAAACUUGUGGACAGUCCCUAUCUCCCCAAGAUCCGAGCUCAGAUCCUGAUCUAUGCCGCUCUCCAAUCCCUGGACUUCCAAACCCCCUCCUACCAGCAGAACAAGAAUGUCCCACUGCUCACUCUAAGUUUUGCCUUCCGCUGUUGGUGUGGUUACCUGGACAUCAGCCCCUCCUGGAAAAGCACUGUCAUGAAAGGUGCCCAUUUACCUGCUGAAGUCUGGGAAAAGUAUAGAAAGUGGAUAGGCGUGGAGAACAUCCCGGAGAGGUUUAAGAGAGGCUGUCAGCUGAUGCCCCGUGAGCCCGUGAAUGAGGAUGCCUACCUGGAGACAAACAUCACUCUGGAUUUGAUGAACUCGCCCCUGCUUGCAGAAGAUGAAGUGGUGUCUCGCCUCCCCGAAGCUUGCAUCGUGAGUUGUGAGCACGACAUUCUCCGGGACCAUUCACUGCUCUACAAGAAGAGGCUGGAGGACUUGGGAGUCCCGGUGACUUGGCACCACAUGGAGGAUGGUUUUCACGGAGUGCUUAGCACCAUUGACUUGGGCUGCUUGUACUUCCCCUGCUCUUCGAAGAUUAUGAAUGCUGUGGUCCAUUUUCUAAAGGGGCUGUGACCGUCUUUCCUUCCAGCUGCAGUUACAAGAGUGUGGGUUCUGCCAUCAUCUGGUUCCCCACGGGGCUCUCCGUUGUGGAUGGAGGUGAUGCCGAGUAGGGCUAGGGAGGAUGUCGAGGUUGCUAUCUCCUUCUUGCUCCAGGUUCUAGAAUCAUAGAAUGCAUGUUUCUGAUGUCUAAAGGG
Messenger RNA from Diceros bicornis minor, 1412 nucleotides. RefSeq names its product arylacetamide deacetylase like 3 (gene AADACL3). Gene Ontology annotation, cellular component: membrane. Gene Ontology annotation, molecular function: carboxylic ester hydrolase activity. Bases 1 to 1230 code for a protein of 409 amino acids. Lineage: Eukaryota; Metazoa; Chordata; Mammalia; Perissodactyla; Rhinocerotidae. The transcript is spliced from 4 exons. The record is from RefSeq and is a predicted model, not a curated record.